This is a messenger RNA of Protomyces lactucae-debilis, 1810 nucleotides long. RefSeq lists its product as uncharacterized. The transcript has a single exon. The record is from RefSeq and is a predicted model, not a curated record. NCBI's taxonomy places the organism in Eukaryota, Fungi, Ascomycota, Taphrinomycetes, Taphrinales, Protomycetaceae. The coding region runs from base 136 to 1524 and encodes 462 amino acids.
ACUACCCAAGCCGCCUAACGUUGAAAGUUGGACGCGCUGUUUUUAGUAGUAAACAUGCGCCGUGUUCUGUGAUAGACGCGCACAGAGAAGAUAGAAGCGUACAAACAUCCCUUCACACAAACGUUACCAUGUGAAAUGGUUGAUCGCGAUUUCUGGGAGACACUAUCAUUUGGAAUACGUCUCGUUCGCCUUAGAUCAGCACAAGACGCGGGCGAGACUGGGCUGGAGGCAGAGAUCGCUGAGAAUGAGAGGGCAAGGGUUGAACGAAAUCGUGUUAAGAAUACUGAGUGUACGAGAAGGUAUCGGCAAAAAGCCUCGGCAGAAUUAGCAGAGCUUCGAGAGCGCGCAAGGCAAGGCCAGCUUCCGAGUAGUGAUGCCGAACGUUUAGAGGAGCUUCAGUAUCGGCGCAGACAAGAGGUGGCGCGAAAGCGACUCAGCAAUAGCCAGAGGAGUAGGCGAAUCCAGACUCCACGGCCAAAGCAGGCGCUUUCCAAUUUGUCUCCUAGUGCUGCGGAUGCACAAGCAGGAUCUUCAGCAUCUUCUAUGACAGCGCCGAACGCCUUAUUAUCCAUUCAAAGCAGUUCUUCAAUUCUCCACGCUUCGCCGGCGAUUGACGCUCUUCCUCUCGCCUCUUCGACGGCAGAGCAGCAGCGCCACGAUGCGCAGGCUGUGGAGCCUCCUCUGUCUCAUGCCUCUGCAUAUUGCACAGGCACGCAACAUGUCUCAAGCUCGGUGGCUGUUGGGCUAGGGAGUCAUGUCAAUGUGUCAUCUAUCGGCACAGAAAAAUCGUAUCCUGGAAGGCAUGUACAAGAUGCCCAGCCUGUAGCAUCAUCAGGGAGGGACACACCAAACUCAAAUGAUGCACAAGCAUCUCAGUCGCUCAAGCGCCCCGCUACUGCCCUAUUAAAGCCUUCUGUGGCAUUUGCGAGCCAACGUGCUCCUCCCAACAAGAGGCAAAAGAUGGAGAGGGCGAAACCUUCUGGUCGUUUCACAGGCCUACAGUCUCCACCAGAUGCACAUUUAUCGAUUAUGGAGGGUGUCACCAUCAACGGACAUGCUCCUCAGGCAUCAGCAGCACUGCCGAAUGGUCAUGUUGACUUGCAGACUGAAAGAAAGAACACGAGCCAACAAGAGUCAUCUGAUGCCAUUUAUGAUGGACCGCGGAUGGCGAGGCUUGAGAAUGAACUUGGGCAGAUGCAAGAACGACUGGCCGGUAUCUUGUAUGAGCAAAGCAAGAAACACCAAGCUGAUAUGGAGCAACUCGAGGGCCGCUUGUCAAGAUCAUAUCAACUACAGCUGGAAGGGAUCGAAGCCAGAUUGGACGCUCGAUUUAAUGUACGGCUGGAAGAGAUGGAAGCGAGGUUGGAAGCCCGAUAUGAAGAAUCUCAAACACGGUUGCUCAAAGUAUUUGAGGCGAAGCUGCUUGCUAUCACCCGAAAUGCUAACGCUACUGCAUCCAAGCCGACGCGGAAUGGAACGAGCAAGGGUAUUCGAAAGGAUGUCCCCUCACAACCGGCAUUCUAGUGACAUGUUGUCCACAUGCUCAGGCUCGUCCGUUGACUAGUGGGGAUGGCGAGGCUUCAAAGAGCCACGGCGGCGAUCGUACACCAUGUCUGUGCCAGGAACACUCCUACUGUCAACAGACGAACAUCAAUGACUGAUGAAAGGCGUGCUUGCACAAGAGCAUGUUAUUUGCUGCAACAAGAAGGUGUUGGUACAAGCAGUCCAUGUAAGGAAGUGCAUUUUAGCCCCUUGUCAAGUCAGUUUGGAUCCAGCCUGGUUGAUCCAGAUACAGUUUGAUAGGUUGACU